AUGGAUCACAGUGACAGACACAGGGAUCACAGGGACAUAAGGACACAGGGACAGACACAGGGACACAGGGAUCACAGGGACAUAAGGACACAGGGACACAAGGACAGACACAGGGAUCACAGGGACAGACACAGGGACACAAGGACACAGGGACACAGGGAUCACAGGGACAGACACAGGGAUCACAGGGACAUAAGGACACAGGGACGCAGGGAUCACAGGGACAGACACAGGGACAUAAGGACACAGGGACACAAGGAUCACAGGGACAUAAGGACACAGGGACAGACACAGGGAUCACAGGGACAUAAGGACACAGGGACAGACACAGGGACACAAGGACACAGGGACACAGGGAUAACAGGGACAGACACGGGGAUCACAGGGACAUAA
Molecule: messenger RNA, 393 nt
Organism: Knipowitschia caucasica
Lineage: Eukaryota; Metazoa; Chordata; Actinopteri; Gobiiformes; Gobiidae
Source: the annotation of a GenBank genome assembly